GCGCCCCCGUCCCCGCCGGCUCGGAGGAGGGGGCAGGCCGUCCUGUUUCCCCACACCCCUCCCAGCCGCCGCCGGCUUUGGGGCCCCGGUGGGGAGCAGGGGGCUGAUUAGCCGAGGAGCAGGGGUGUGGCCAGCGGGGCCCUGGGUAGUGAGUCACACAUGCUGCUCGCCCAGUCCAGGGGCCGAGCGCGAUCCCAGCCCGAGCUGGGCGCUGCCCUGGCCCGAAGAGUGUCCCCGGGCUUGGCAUGAGGACCCAGGGGUGCCGAGGGAGGGGCUGAAGCCCUGCGCGGUGGUGGAGGAGGGCGGACAGAAUGACUGAGAACAUGAAGGAGUGCCUGGCGCAGACCAAGGCGGCCGUGGGGGACAUGGUGACAGUGGUGAAGACGGAGGUGUGCUCGCCACUCCGUGACCAGGAGUAUGGCCAGCCCUGCUCCAGGAGACCAGACCCCUCAGCCAUGGAAGUGGAGCCCAAGAAACUGAAGGGGAAGCGUGACCUCAUCAUGCCCAAAAGCUUCCAGCAAGUGGACUUCUGGUUCUGUGAGUCCUGCCAGGAGUACUUUGUGGAUGAGUGCCCGAACCACGGUCCCCCAGUGUUUGUGUCCGACACGCCGGUGCCCGUGGGCAUCCCAGACCGGGCCGCCCUCACCAUCCCGCAGGGCAUGGAGGUGGUCAAGGAAGCCAGUGGGGAGAAUGAUGUGCGAUGCAUCAAUGAGGUCAUCCCCAAAGGCCACAUCUUCGGCCCCUACGAGGGGCAGAUCUCCACCCAGGACAAAUCGACUGGCUUCUUCUCGUGGCUGAUUGUGGACAAGAACAACCGCUACAAGUCCAUAGACGGGUCCGACGAGACUAAAGCCAAUUGGAUGAGGUACGUGGUCAUCUCCCGGGAGGAGAGGGAGCAGAACCUGCUGGCCUUCCAGCACAGCGAGCGCAUCUACUUCCGGGCCUGCAGGGACAUCCGGCCCGGGGAGCGGCUGCGGGUCUGGUACAGUGAGGACUACAUGAAGCGGCUGCACAGCAUGUCCCAGGAGACCAUCCACCGCAAUCUGGCCCGAGGAGAGAAGAGGUUGCCGAGGGAGAAGUCUGAGCAGGCUCUGGAUAACCCAGAAGACCUGAGGGGUCCCCUCCCGCUCCCCGUGUUGAGACAGGGCAAAAGUCCCUACAAGCGUGGCUUCGACGAGGGGGACGUGCACCCCCAGGCCAAGAAGAAGAAAAUUGACCUCAUUUUCAAGGAUGUGCUGGAGGCCUCGUUGGAAUCUGCUAAAGUAGAAGCCCACCAGCUGGCCCUGAGCACCUCGCUGGUCAUCAGAAAAGUGCCCAAGUACCAGGACGACGCCUACAGCCGGUGUGCAAUGACCAUGUCGCACGGCGUGCAGAAUGCCAGCCGGACCCAGGGGGAGGGGGACUGGGAGCUCUCCCAAGGGGCUUCCAAGGAGCCGGGCGCGCUGGAGGACGAGGAGGAGGAGCGCUCGUCGUUCAAGGCCCACAGCCCCGCCGAGGCCUCCCUCGCGUCCGACCCUCACGAGCUCCCCACCACCUCCUUCUGCCCUAAUUGUAUCCGCCUGAAGAAGAAGGUGCGAGAACUCCAGGCGGAACUAGACAUGCUGAAGUCUGGGAAGCUUCCGGAGGCCCCCAUACUGCCAGCACAGGUACUGGAGGUCCCCGAGUUCUCAGACCCGGCAGCCUCAGAGAGCAUGGUCUCCGGCCCCGCCAUCAUGGAGGACGAUGACCAGGAGGUCGAUUCGGCAGAUGAAUCCGUCUCCAACGAUAUGAUGACUGCGACCGACGAGCCCUCCAAGAUGUCGUCGGCCAGCGGGCGGCGAAUCCGGCGCUUUAAGCAGGAGUGGCUGAAGAAGUUCUGGUUCCUGCGGUACUCCCCGACCCUCAACGAGAUGUGGUGUCACGUCUGCCGCCAGUACACGGUGCAGUCCUCACGCACGUCGGCCUUCAUCAUCGGCUCCAAGCAGUUCAAGAUCCACACCAUCAAACUGCACAGCCAGAGCAACCUGCACAAGAAGUGCCUGCAGCUGUACAAGCUGCGCAUGCACCCCGAGAAGACGGAGGAAAUGUGUCGCAACAUGACCCUGCUCUUCAACACCGCCUACCACCUGGCCCUCGAGGGCCGGCCCUACCUGGACUUCCGGCCGCUGGCAGAGCUGCUGAGGAAGUGUGAGCUGAAGGUGGUGGACCAGUACAUGAACGAGGGAGACUGCCAAAUCCUCAUCCAUCACAUCGCCCGCGCCCUGCGGGAAGACCUGGUGGAGCGCAUCCGCCAGUCACCUUGCCUCAGCAUCAUCCUGGAUGGGCAGAGCGAUGACCUGCUGGCCGACACGGUGGCCGUCUACGUCCAGUACACCAGCAGCGACGGGCCCCCAGCCACGGAGUUCCUGUCCCUUCAGGAACUGGGCUUCUCCAGCACAGAGAGCUAUCUCCAGGCCCUGGACCGGGCCUUUUCUGCCUUGGGCAUCCGGUUGCAGGAUGAGAAGCCGACCGUUGGCCUGGGCAUAGACGGGGCCAACGUCACGGCCAGCCUGCGCGCCAGCAUGUUCAUGACUAUCCGCAAGACGCUGCCCUGGCUGCUCUGCCUGCCCUUCAUGGUGCACCGGCCUCACCUGGAAAUCCUGGACGCCAUCAGCGGGAAGGAGCUCCCCUGCCUAGAGGAGCUGGAGAACAACCUGAAGCAGCUGCUGAGUUUCUACCGCUACUCGCCGCGCCUCAUGUGCGAGCUGCGGUCCACCGCCUCCACCCUCUGCGAGGAGACGGAGUUCCUGGGGGACAUCCGGGCCGUGAGGUGGAUCAUCGGGGAGCAGAACGUCCUCAACGCCCUCAUCAAGGACUACCUGGAGGUGGUGGCCCACCUCAAGGACGUCAGCAGCCAGACGCAGCGGGCGGACGCCUCGGCCAUCGCGCUGGCCCUGCUGCAAUUCCUCAUGGAUUACCAGUCCAUCAAGCUCAUCUACUUCCUCCUGGACGUGACCGCCGUGCUCUCGCGCCUGGCCUACGUCUUCCAGGGCGAGUACCUCCUGGUGUCGCAGGUGGAUGACAAGAUCGAGGAGGCCAUCCAGGAGAUCAGCCGGCUGGCCGACUCCCCGGGGGAGUACCUGCAGGAGUUCGAGGAGAACUUCCGCGAAAGCUUCAACGGGAUCGCGAUGAAGAACCUCAGGGUGGCCGAAGCCAAGUUCCAGUCCAUCAGGGAGAAGAUCUGCCAGAAGACGCAGGUGAUCCUGGCUCAGAGGUUCGAUUCCCGCAGCCGUAUCUUUGUGAAGGCCUGCCAGGUGUUCGACCUGGCCUCCUGGCCGAGGAACAGCGAGGAGCUCCUGAGCUACGGCAAGGAGGAUAUGGUCCAGAUAUUCGAUCACCUGGAGGCCAUCCCAGCCUUCUCCCGGGAUGUCUGCCGGGAGGGGCUGGACCCCCGCGGGAGUCUCUUGAUGGAGUGGCGAGAACUCAAGGCUGAUUACUAUACCAAAAAUGGCUUCAAAGACCUGAUCGGCCACAUUUGCAAGUACAAACAGAGGUUUCCGCUCUUGAACAAGAUCAUGCAGGUCCUCAAAGUGCUCCCCACGUCCACUGCGUGCUGCGAGAAGGGCCGGAAUGCGCUGCAGCGGGUUCGCAAAAACCACCGCUCCCGCCUCACCCUGGAGCAGCUCAGCGACCUGCUGACCAUCGCGGUCAACGGCCCGCCCAUUGCCAACUUUGAUGCCAAGCGAGCCCUGGACAGCUGGUUCGAGGAGAAGUCCGGCAACAGCUACACACUGUCGGCCGAGGUCCUCAGCAGGAUGUCUGCGCUGGAACAGAAGCCGGUAACGCAGACCGUGGACCACGGGUCCGAGUUUUACCCGGAUAUUUAGGGCACUGGCAUCACAGAGUUCACUAAGCUGUUGAAUAUUUUUUUAAUCUAUACUCAUAAGCUUUGAUAUAUUAUAUAAAUAUAUAUUAUAUUAUAUAUAUAUAUAUAUAUAUAUAUAAACCCACACUGAAAAUUUUUAAAAACCACGGUGACAUGUCCACCAGAAGCUACUGGGAGCUUUCAGAAAGGAAUAAUGUCGGAAACUGACUCUUGUCUACAAAAUUUGGCAGCUGCAACGUAUGUGGCAACUCAUUUCCACUCACAGAAGCAUGUGCUGGGUCACACGUGUCCCCACCUGACAGUCAACCAACAGCAUAAGCUAAAAUGACGGGUCUCUGUCGUCGCCCUUUAGGUAGCUAAUUUUUGUUUAUAUUUUCCUCCGGGGCUUGAGGUUUAUGUUCUUCCCUUUUCUUUUCUUGUUUGGUUUUCUGAUGGGGGUUUUUCGGGCUCCUCGUGGCCACGCUGGUCCAGCUGAGUCAGAGCUGUGGUUUUGGAUGGGGUCGUGUGCAUGGAUUGGGGGCUUGACUCGCUUCCUCUCCCACCUGACUUCAGCUUGAGAGAUUUCUAUUCAUUUCCUGACAAGCGUUCCUUCACUGUCUCAGAAACAAGGUGUCAGUCAAACUGUGACCCCCCCCCGCCCCACCUCUCCCUUCCCCGGUCACCUCUCCCGUCCCCGGGUUAUUGAUUCCUUCCUUCCAGCCCCCGGAUACUAAAGGUAUUACUUGUUAUACUGAAGGCAAAAUUGCCUUACAACCGAGCUUGAAAUCCCGGGGAGGGGAGGGGGUUAGCUUUCUGCAUUCCUGUUUUCACAUGCUGUGGGAUGAAAUAAUAUAAUUCCAUUCAGAUCCAGGGCUGGGGGGUGGGGUGGGAAUGAAGAGCCAAGAAGUUUAGACCCCCAUAGGGAGGCAGUUUUUGGCUAAAAACAAGAAAAACAGAAAGUCUAUAUUCAAUUUACAUGAAUUAUUUAUACUCUGUCUUUAUAAUCAUGUAAUGUGUUGGGGGUGUUUUUGUUUUCCUUUAAUAAUCAAGAAACGCCUGCUAUAGUUCAGUGGCAGGAGAAGUCAAUGCAAGUUGUGUCCUGGGUUACACGUAACUCCAACGAGAGUCCUUCUUUUGCAACAGGCUGAUAAAAAGCACAGCCUGGUGGGAAGGCAGGGGGACACUGAGUCGUGCGUCCAUGCCUGUGAACACUUCCUUUUUUGAACAGGGUAGAGAUGUCCUAAAGAACAGGCAGAAAUGAGAUGUAAGACAGGACUCUCAAGGCAUCAGCCUACACACACACACACACACACACACAUACACACACAACCACAAUAUAAGCUUUAGAAAUAGCCACUUGCCUAUUCCCUGGGGCAAGUAGUGGUUUAAGCUGGAGGAGUCUGAUGAAUACUCUUUCAUUCAUUUAACGACCAGUAUACCUCGCAAGGGAGUUUUAAAAAACAAAUGUGCGUGAGCUGUUAAGAACUUCUGUUCAUAUUUCCACGUCUGAUUGAUGCGUAUUUGACACGCAGAGAUCCUGUAUCGUGGAUGCAGGUCAUCUGGGGGGAGGGAGGAAGACGUGCGCUGUCCGUGGUCAGUUAUGCUGGGAGCCACCCCUCUCGGCUGGCAGAGGGUGGGCAAAGGAUGACGUGAUCUGGCCACAGGCGAGGCCCCAGUGUCCCCAACCUGCUUGGCUCAGACAUUCUAAAACUGUGGUGGCUUCCUUCCUUCUUGGUUUAUCUUGUCUCUGAGGCCUCAUGCCACCGUUGAGAACCAUAGUGGAAAUGUCAUCAACACUGAACAUGUCACUCACCCUUCCUGUCCUGCCAGUCCCUUCACCCCCCACAAAUCCCCUCCCCCACCCCCAUGGUCUUGGUGCUAAGAUAACUUUAGAAUCAUUGCUGCUAGUCAAUAGCUUUUCAUUAUAUAAAUAUAUUAUAUAUAUUAUAUAUUAUUUUUGAAAUUUUUUUGUUUGUUUCCAACAGUGAUGUAGCAUGUUAAAAAAAACAAAAAACACAAAAACUGGUUUUCUCUGACUGUCCCACUGCCAGGCCUCAUAUGCUGCCUUCUUCAACAAAUCAAUGCACCCCUGCCUGGUGACAUUCGCCCCCCCCCCCCCCCCCCCCCCAUACUUCCCCACCCGCCUCUGAACAAGGAGAAAGUUUGCAGGAACUAGCGAGGAAAGACCCAGAGCGCUUUGUGACGUGUUGAAAUUCCCAGCCUUGUUCCGCUUCCCCACUUGAAGCUGGUGUCUCUGCUCCCCGCUGGCUCGCCACUUUUGGAACAGGAACUGUGGUCAAGUGGGAUGCUGUCGCAAAGCGCAGGCGUCCGCCUGUCCAUCCCCGGCUUCCUCUCCACCGCACACACCAGCUACUGUGUCUGUGGGAGCUUUCUGGGAACAUCGCACAGGCUGGGACGGGCUGUGGGCGGAGAGGGCUGGUAAGGUGGGGGCCAGAAAUAGUGGGUUGGGAUUCUAUGUUCUCGCCAACAGUUGCCUUACUCCUCCUUCCUCCCUCUGCUCCUCCCACCACUCCAUCGGGGGUCAUCCCCUAGACCAGUCAUUUGGAAACCAGGAAGAGAGAAUCGUUGAUGCCUGAGCGCUUCGUCAGGGCUGCAACUGUUUGCUCGCAAGAGGCCGUGGCCAAAAUUAGCUCAAAUUUUGAUGCAGAGGGGACAAAAAAUGCUUUGAGCCAAUGCGAGUGUGUCCCUGUAUCUCCUGAGAGAGCUAGGAGGUAGUGACCUGCCUCUGGGCUGGAAGCAUGAGUGGCUGCUAGCAGCACGUGGCUGUGGGUGGUCCCCUGCCAACAGGCUCCACACCUAGGUGAGAAGGGUCUUGAAGUUGGGCACAGCACCUCCAAACGCUGGGCGCUCACGGCUUCUGCUGGCUUCAGCCAGGCCUGGGUCGUGUCAGACACACCGAGAGCCUUUUUGCCUUGGGACAGGGCGUAAGCAGGGAACAACUGGGGUGACACACCACUGCAAUUUAAUCAGGGUCUUUUCUCUACCCUGAUGCUCCCGGGGGCUCUGUGCCUCUCGGCUGUGAUUGUGCCUGUGAUGGCCCGUGACUUCUGUCAGAGGUGUUUCCACUCUUCUGCCACCUUGAGAAGGACCCUUGGGUGAUGAGACCCUCGGGGUCCAGCCCAGGGAACCACAGGCCGGGCUGGCCUAAGCUUCCUUUGAUGGGUAUAAAAAGCCGUGGCCGGGCGCUCCUUGCAUCCUGAAUGUGGUUGCUUCAGAGGAGACCCAGCCCCUGGCUUCGGAGGGGCAACCGUUGGCUUAGGAUGACGUGUUUGCAUCUCUGGGGUUGAGACUUGUCCUGAUCGGGCUGGCUGACGAGUGACUUUCUUCCGUUCCUGGAGGGGUGGGAAGUGACAUCAGAUUUGUGGCCAGUUGUGCCAAGCAGACACACUGCAGAGCUUGGCAGCCAGGAGCCCUUGGCAUCCCAAUGGUCUGCUUCUCCUCGAUGGAGGAAAAAGAGCCCCAUUGCCAUCCAGUGUGUGCACCACCUGAGGACAGCCCAGCCUCAUCUGUAACACUUGCGGCGUCAGAAUCCCCAAGGUUUGCCGGCCUGGUUGAAUGCGAGAGUCCGGGCUUCUGGACCCCAGCUUUCUAUUUUUGAUGACGCCUGUGACAUCCUGUCAUGCUGGGCAGCUCCUCACUGUCGCCUGAGCGUGAGAGUGAUCUGGAGCUCCGGGCUCCCUGCGUGGCCAGGGGGUGCUGGGCCCCGAGUCCAGGGCGGGUGGGCAGCAGCCCCAGCCCCCACUACAGGUUUCGUGUUGAGUUGUCUUGCUGGGUUCCCUCUUCUUGACUUGCUGGGAUCCACCCUCUCAUUGGGAGGAAGGACCUUGUGAUUGUUUAAGGUAAUGCUGAAAUCUUUUCCAUUUGUUUGGAAGUGACACCAAGAAGGAGAAAACAGGCAAAGCAUGUUGAAGGCUAAGCAUGAUCGCGGAGAGCCUGGAAUGGGCUCUGGACGUGGCCCUCCCUGGGCUGUGCGGCCGGCAUCCUUCCGGCUGUUCACCUGGAGCCUCCCGGGGUCCAGGACGUGGGCUGGGGCUGAACGCCAACUGCUCUUCUAGACUCUUCCUCUUUCAUUUUUCCUCCCACCCCGUCGAGGAAUGGGAAUUUCGUGUCUAGAGCUGGUUCGGGCUUACGGUCCGGGUUGAUUUCCAAGUAGAAUUGGUGCUUUUUUUAGGUCCCCACGCCCAGUUUGGGCAGGAGGCGCCUGUCACACUGGACCCCGCCCCUUAGAGCAGCCGGCCAGCCAGGCCAGCCUGGGACAGCCGAAGCCGGAGGGGAGGCCAGGCCCAGUGGUCAAGAAAGGCGUGUUUGCAGGGCAGGUGUGCUUGGGAGAGCCCGAUUCCGGACGCCAGCCUCCUGGGGAGGCAGUGCUGGGUCACGGCUCUGGUCCGGUUUCCUCCUGCAUCUUGAGGCGGGGAGACUGUGUCAAGAGAUGUGCAGGGCCCUUCUCCGGCCUGCAGGGAGGCCCUCUCUUGGUCUCUGUUGACAGGGUGCGUUAGCUGGGUGGAUGGAGCUGUGAUGUUUUCAGGGGCCUUUGAGGCGAUCUUCGUGUGUUAGCCAGAAGGAGAAAAAGUGCCCUUUUGGGAGGAAAAUGGUACGACCCUCCUCUUCCAUCUGGCUCCCCCCUUCCCAUCCCUUUGAGUGGUAUCGCCCUGGAAAUACCUAUGCAAUCCCGACUCCUAGGAGACUGCGUGGAAGCAGGGGUAUGUGCAGUGUAUAAUAGAGACGCUACAGCAUCUAUAUUGUAUAUAUGGACAUAGACAGUACGUAUACACACAGAGUAAGAGAGAAAUCACGUCUAUAUAUCUAUAAAUAAUAUCCUAUAUAUUUAUACAUUUCUAUGUUUUAAAUAGAUAUAAAAACAGAGUCUAUAGAGAGCUGGGACAGUAACGGGAAAGCCUGUCGCUGUGUCGUGCGAAGAGGGAGGAGGCAGAGCCUGUGCGGGGCGGGGACGGGAGCUGAGCAGGCGGGGCUUGCUGGGAUGGGGGCCGCCCGCCCCGGAGCGAUGGAGAGGAGAGGACGUGCGUCCCGGCCCUCUCCGCGCACUUUCUCUCCUCUGCCGCAGGCCUGGUCUGAGGUUGGAAGGAGACACCCCCUGAGCUCCAGCUGAAGUGCCCCCCACAUCCCCCCCACAAGCCAACGCUUAGCGGUCACUGCUGCUCGGCAGUGGGACACGGUCUCUGACCCCCUGGUGGAGAGACCACUGCACAAUUUCUCCAAAUACCCUCCCCCGCCGGGAAUGAGCAGCAUUGGUGGCAAUAGGAAAGGUGCGAGCUGGACCGCGCGCGGUCCCCACUCUCGGUGCGUCCGCCGCCCCCUGGAGGCGAACCUCUGAAGUGCAGCCGUCCUGGCCUCGCUGACCGCGCCGCCCCGGGCGGCCAGGGCGCAGAAGCGAAGCGGGCGCGGGGCAUCAGCUAACGGGGAAGGCGGGGAGAGACAAAUCCUCACACUCAAAUUCAGUGGCAACUCCAGUUCAGAAGCAGGGCUUCGGCCCGGCCCGCUUUGCACAGCUGCUGCUGCUGGCUGUACUCAGGACAACGCGCUUCCCUCUCCUGCACUUCACCCCACCGCCACCCUAACAGGCAGGUUUAGUUCAUGUACACUGUUCUGAUUCUGUGACUCGAGGCGGAGGCCGAGCCCGACGCCCAAGCUUGUCCACUUCCGCUGUGGGGGUGGGGGGCGCCUUCCUCCGCCUGUCCCUGCUCCCUCCGCAAGCCGGGCAGGGAUGUCUGGGGCCCGAGGGGGCGCUGGUGCAGCUGGCAGCACGACGGAGGGCGUGUGCAGCCCUGACAGAGUCAGAAGCCCGUUUCACGUCCAGGUUUCUCCGCAGUUUCUUUCCCCUGGAGGUAGGCAGGCGAGGAGGGGCUCAGGGAGCUGCAGACGAUGGGAGACGCCGGGGUAGCCGCACCCUCGGCCCUCCAGGCCAGCCUCUGCCUUCCGGCUCUCCAGAGGCACUGAGCUCCCAUCCCUGAGCCUCCUCUGACCUCCUGUCCUACUCUCCCCCACAUCCUACCAACGGACCUCAGUCCCCAGCAGACCCACCCUACACCCACAGUCCGGGGCGGGUCUGUUCUGCCAAUGCCCACCGCCUCUCCUCCACACCGGCCUGGGUCUCCUUGAGCCACAGCUAGCUGCCCGCCGGGUCUCCAGACACCCUCCAGUGCCCGGCUCAAAGGAGACCAGGCCCGGCGGGUGGCUAGGGGAUGGGCAUCCCCGGGUAGCAAUCCCACAAUGCACUGUACCUCAGAGAGAGAGCUCGCCAUGGGGCAUCAAGGACACCCGGCCCUCCGUCCAGAGGACAGCCGGUUACAACACUGCUCACAAAAGGACAAGGGCCGGGCUGCCCUCGGGCACCCCUCAGUCUUCAGUUUUGUCUCUCCGGAAGAGCCAGCAGUCUGACUGGGUUUUUUAGCCCCUGUCUCUCUCCUUCUCUCCACCCCCACGCUGCUGAACCGUCUCAUUUCAAUCACAAAGGAAAAAUAAAGUGGGGGUGGGGGGAAAUACUUAGGAGUCUAUUAUCACAUGCAUAUUAAUAUGUUAAUACUUUCUUUCUUAAAAAACAACCUCUUGAUGUUAUUACUUUGCAGACUACGCUUUAUAGUACCUGUGUGGGACCUGGGACACUGGAUACAGAUAGAGCUAUGUUGGUUUAUCAUAAUAUGUACGCAGAAACUUUCCUUUUGUCAUAUUAUCCUUGUAAUGUAAGAAGAUUGUUAAUAAAAGCAUUUAAAUUUACUCACCAA
Molecule: messenger RNA, 10584 nt
Organism: Equus caballus (horse)
Lineage: Eukaryota; Metazoa; Chordata; Mammalia; Perissodactyla; Equidae
Gene: PRDM11
Product: PR/SET domain 11
Biological process (GO): regulation of transcription by RNA polymerase II
Cellular component (GO): nucleus
Molecular function (GO): protein binding; DNA-binding transcription factor activity, RNA polymerase II-specific; RNA polymerase II cis-regulatory region sequence-specific DNA binding
Source: RefSeq, a predicted model, not a curated record